AUGUCUACCUUUGAGAGAUUCUUCCAGAAGCAACUCGGUGACGAGUUUCUUGCCUUGGCACAGAGGUUGGAAAUUGCUGUAGCUAAUCAUUGCGACGACCGUCACUCUACACUCGACCUUGUUAUCCAGGAUGGAGGCCUCUCUCUUAACGCAAUUUAUACUUUACAAUUUGCACAACAUGUGCUUGGAUGGACGGGCAAUAACUUGGAGAUAUCUGGCUAUAUCUUUGACGAAUUGGGUGCUACUAGCUCCGAGGAACUCGCCUCACUGUUGUUCCCCCGUUCUCAGUUUGGUGGUGGCAUGAGACGAAAUCCGAGCAAUGUACCCGUGGCACUCACAGCAGAGGCUGUGGAAUCCCUCUACUUAAAAUUCUUCGAGGAUCAGCAGUUACUCGUAAUGCUGAAUUGCCUCGUAUUUACUCUUCUUGGGAACGGAAACGCCAAUGACCCUGAGCUGCCCAAAUAUGUUUCCCAGCAGAUGAUCAAACUCGAUGAUCAAACUCCGCCACCAUCUGAUACAGAUCUUGCUGAAGGCUUGGAAGUAUUCAAAUCGAUCAUCGUGCUAUGCCGAGUGGUCCAGGACCUAGAGGAUGUGCCUCUUUUGCAUAAAGCUGGUUUUGAUUCGGUCCGCCAAAUCACCCAGCAAGUCAAAAAGGACUUUUCAGCCAAGAUGGUGGAUGUUGGAAUGGCACUUGAGAAUGCCCUUCGGAUCCAUGAUUGCGCAGAAUCUGACUUUGUUCCCAUAUCAAAAGCUAGGCCGAACAUCCUCAAUCCAGGCGGCUCUCCCAACCGCCCGCUCAACAACCUGACAGACAUCUUCAAGCUUGAAGACUCGGGUUGUGAGGAGUGCUGCUCCGUCACUGGUCUUUGUGCUUAUCUUGCGGAUCUACUCCUCUUUCUCCGCAACACAAAGACUCCAAAGAUAAAUUCUCCAGACAGGAAAAGCCUUGAGAUAUAUGGGAGCCGUAACGAUACAUUUAUGGCCCAGGAUCUUCUACAACUACUCUUCAGUCGGCGCCCAGAUAUCAGGAAGCUAGAACUUACCUGGGCCAACUCCCAGACCCUUCUUCCAUACAUCAGUCUGGUCACCGAAGUCCUUGAAUCCUAUAUCCGCUCGGUGGAAGUACCACCUCUUGCUCCAAGUGAUUUACUUGAAGAUUCGAUCCGGGCGUACCAGACUCCUGCCAGUCUGGAUGAAAGCGGUGAUGAAGAUUCGCCGGAAUUUCAGUAUCGCCCUGCCAACACAGAUUAUGAGGUUUACCAAAAACUCAUAUCUCGUCCCAUGUACCCUCUGACAAACUUUCCUUAUGACCUUUCUCGCGAUAUCACGCUCUCUGCAUUUGGAGUUUGGGACAUUGAGUUUGCAGAUUUCGUGAGGCUAUUCAGGUCACCUGAACAACUUCUGGCUCGAGUUUUCUCUGCUGCGAACGGGCGCAUAGAUGAAAGUCUCCGUGAAGCCCUUGAAAAGGGCCCCGAGGAGAUUCUUGAUCGCCAAUAUGCUGCAGAAGUUCUCGGUCUUCAGCCUGCUGAGUUUUGGGCAAUUACGAAUGAGACAUCUUUCCCCAGUGCUUGGACUGACGUUGUGAAUGGACUCUCUCCUACCGCUCUCAAGAUCGACAAGGCUCUUAUCAUUGAAACAUCUGCCCUAUGGGGUUUCGAUGAUGAUGAUGAAAUGCUUGACGUUGAGCGUGGUCUGUCAUUGAUCAAGAACAAACUCAUGGCUAAUUCUGGCCUCACGUUCCAGGAUAUCAUGGACUUGCCUCUGACUAAUGAUCUGGCCUUUCAGCUGCAGGCUUUCAUAAGGCUCAGGCAGAAAUUGAAAUGGUCUAUUGCAGAUCUUGAUGCUGCCAUUGUUGCCUUGCGCAACUUGGAACUCGGCACUGUCGCUGAUGCAUCACGCCCAAAGCGCCCAGAUUUUCUUCCUCGUGGCCGUGAGCGUGAGAGAUACAACGUAUCUCCUCUUGUCAGACCUGAUGAUGAAUGGCAAACCAGCCUGUCUGAGAUACCGGCAAUAACACCCUUCGUGAUCAAGGGAAUCGCUUCUCUCAAGAGGCUGAGUGAGAUUUCAGGAUUUGAACCCGUAGAACUCACGGUGUUGUGGGCACCGCUGAAUACAUAUGGCGAUAAAUCUUUCUUCUACCGACGAUUCAUGACCCGAAGGCUUCAGCAAAUCGACAGUAUCUUCUCUCUCCAUAAGGAUAUAUCAACCGGUUCGAUACGAUUCUUUACUCCGGAAGGAAUCGUUACACAUGUUCGUGACCAUUCUCGGGGUAUCUGCGCGGCUUUGAACUGGCCUUCAGCCUAUUUUGACUCUCUUGUCACAGCUGCGGGAUGCACAAGCAAGAGGCUUGACAUCGAGUCAUUUUCAAGCAUUUAUAGAUAUGUCCUGAUCUGUAAGAUCAUUGGAGUUUCUGCGAAACAGUGCAAAGGCUUCUUUGAUGUCUUCUUUGCUGAGAAUCCUCAUAUCUUGUCUAGUACAAUAGCAACAGUGGAGGCCAUUGAGAGAUGGAAGUUUCUUCUUGCCUCAGGUUGGGACAUUGAAUCCCUGGUCGAUCUCUUGGUCAAGAACAGACAGGUUGACGAAAAUCAUACAAGGGCUGCCAAUGAGGCUGCGGUACGUUAUGUGCUCGAGAUUUCUUCUGGAGCUCGGGGCAUUCUUCAAUCGGUUCCAUCCGCUGUCCCAGGAAGCGUCCAAGGCGUAGAUCAUGUUGCUGACUGCGCGAAUCGUAUUUUUGAUGCAUCAGUGGCGCAAGCCGUGGUCGAAUUAGUUGAAAACUCCCGACCACUAAGCCAGGCAGUUUUGAUACGCAUGCCGUUGUUACAGGAGCUCAGUGAAGCUCUUUUUAAGCUGCCAGACGCUGAGACACUCUACAUCUCUCAGCCUGAUAGUCAAGAUCAUGACACAGACAGUGAUGAAGAUGAUGAAGACUCUAAGCAAGCGGCCAAGUUGGAAGCAGCCAGGCUAGCUGCAGAGAAAUCGAGUCUCGAAGCUACAAUUCGACUUAGAAGGAGAAGAAGUACUUUCAUUGAGUUUGCAAUUCCAAGAAUCACAGAAGGCCUUUUGGAUGCCUUUCUUGUCAACAGCAUUCAAAAAGCACUCCCUGAUACGGAGCCUGCUUUGAUUCCUGUCCUUUUGCACGAUCUUAUCUCGAUCCCAACUCAAGAUGGCGAAGCCAGUCAGUCGGCCUUGUCGGCCCUUAGAGACCUCACCAAGCCAAACAGCGAGGCCGUAACUUCAGAGUGUAUAGAUGGUUACUUCAGCCCACCAACCUCUGAUGUUUACACAUUCAGCUGCUCUGGAGUCCACAAUACUACACAGCCUUCCUUAUCAGUCAACAAUCUGGACCUUCAAUAUGAUACAGACUCAGAGUCAUUCACAGAAAUCCGUUUGACUGUCGGCAAACCCUAUCGUUUGAGAUGCAACAUUGGUAACAAAUCUUUAACAUGGUCAACAACAAAGGCUAGCCCUUCACCUUUGACAGAAGCGGUUCUCAUGUCGACCUCCAUCGCUGCUCGUGCUGAUCUCAUCAUCGGUACAGUCAAGAGAAUAGCCCAAGUAUGCGAUGGACAAUGUCUGACCGUUGAUGAGCUACAAUAUAUUGCGCUUAAUCAGAACAAGCCAGGUCAAACACUAGGCCUAAACUUCAACAAACUCACGUUCACUGACCUCUUCAACUUAUCAAAGUACACUACAAGCUGGGCAGAUGCCACUGGCUGGGAUAAGACUCGGGUUCUGGAAGCUCUGCAAGCCAAAUUCCCAGAUCUGUCCACUGGGGCAGUCAUGAGCUCUUUGACAGAUUUCUACCAAUUCCUGAACUUUGCUGAUAUAAUGGCCUUCGAUGAAAAACUCAAGAUAUCCUGCACUGGUGGAACCUUGCCCACGAUGUUCACCCGGAGUAAGUGGUCCUGGAUGCAACAUUAUACUCUCUGGGAGGCACAUCGUAAGCUCUUCUUAUACCCCGAGAAUUGGCUAGAGCCCUCACUACGUGAUGACAAAAGUCAACUCUUUGAGAAGGUUGAGACGGUUCUAAUGCAGAAGAAUCUUACUGUUAGCACCUUUCUUGGGGCUAUCCAGGAUUACAUCUAUGAUUUGAACGGUAUUUCAAGCCUUGAUAUAGUGUCAUAUCUCCACGAACCUCACAAGGGAGCCGAGGAUGUCUUUCACCUAUUUGGACGCACCCGCACAGCGCCACAUACCUUCUACUACAGAAAAUUGACAGUCUAUGCGACAGAUAGAUCUGUCUUCUGGCAGCCGUGGACAAGUAUAGACUUGGAUAUACCCUCAGUGGAGGCCGACUGGGACUCGAAGCGUCUUCAAAGCAGUGGGGCUUACCUGGUGCCGAUCUUGCUACAGGAUAGAUUGUACAUCUUCUUCCCGCAAAUCGCAGUCACUACGAGCCAAUCGAUACUGCAACCUUCCGGAAGUCAGUCAAUGACUUGGACGCAAAUGGGCAGUUCUUCAGUAGCUGGACAGUCACCAAAAACGUCAUGGGAGAUUACCAUGGCCUGGAGUGCGUAUGUCAAGGGAAGUUGGUCUCCCAAGCGUAUAUCACCUGGAAGUCUCAAAAUCGAGCCCAGCAAGCUCCAAGAUGCAUCAGGUCAAGCCCAAGGACAAGACAGGCUGCCGUCCGCCUGGGAGUUCCGUAUAGACCCUCUUUACGAAGCCAAACGGGUCCGGCUUGUCAUCAGCUACGCUCCCGAGACAAAUCUCAUCGGAGAGGUUGUAGGAGAGUUCAAUUUUGCCAGAGAUCAGGUGGAGGCAAACCAAGACGCAAAGAUAGCACUCCCAAGAAGUCAGUUCUCUACUCGCUUCGGCAAGGUUCAGGGGGCCAACUCAAUCCUCUUCACUCCCGGGUUUAGAGACAACAUGAAAGACCCGUUAGUAUGGAUGCCCUCUGACGUGGCUUGGAAGAAGGAGGAUAUUAACUGGACACUAUCGAAGACGCCCUAUCGCAUGACUGGACUGGUACUCAAUGUGAGGGAGGAGGAUGGAUCAAGCAGGAGCUAUUUCAACGUUCCAGAAAAAGAGCUUCUUGAAACCCGGUGGACGCAGGAGAUCAUUGCCAGCAGGAUGAAACUCAGGUCAAUCGAUCAUUCCUUUUCAGAAAGGCUCAUGCAAGCUGUUGCAAAUCCCACCGAGCCCUUAGACAAGAUAUACAACACUUUGUCUACGGUGCCCACUGAUGAGUGGGCUGAUUGCUACGGAGCGGAUAUCGAUGUAUACUACCAUGAGCUCGCCAGUCCCUGUGCGCUUUAUAAUUGGGAGUUGGGUGUCCACUCCAUAAUGCUCGCGGUGGACCGCUUCAUGUCCACGCAGCAGUUUGACGAGGCUUUACAGAUAGCACGGUUGCUCUUUGAUCCUACAGUGGAUCACCAGAUUGAUCGCCAGGAAACGGCGCAACCAUCCUGCUGGAAGUUUCCUCCUUUCCGAGAUAUCAGCGACCGGAUAGAUGACAGAAGAUCAUACGGCCAGCUUGCUCAUGCUGCUGCUCGAGGACGCCCGCAAGCUUAUAUAAAGUGGAUUGUUAUCAAGUAUGGAGAGAUCCUCUUGGCAGCGGGAGACAAGCACUUUUGCGAAGGCACUCUUGAGAGUCUCCCUUUAGCCAUUCAGAGAUACGUCGAGGCAGCUCGUGUGUUUGGUCCUGAGCCGGUUAAAGGGCUGAAACUGAGUAAGCGAACUGCCAUGUGCUUCGAAGAUGUCAUCAAGGACGAGGUUCGGUUCUAUCUCGAUUUACCAUUCACAGCACAGCUCAAGAGAAACAUGGACCCAAUCAAGGGAUCAGCUUCUGCUAGAGAUAUAGAUCCCAACAGGGAAACUCACCGUUCCUUCAUCAUGUCUUCUUACUUUUGCGUUCCCCUGAACCCCAAGUUCAAGAAGCUCAGGAGUCUUGUACAUGAGCGGUUGCAUAAUAUCCGUGACUCACUGGACAUCAAUGGCAAUCCCAUCGUCUACGCCCUUCGUGAGCCACUAAUCGAUCCUGGUGCUCUGCUUUCACUGAACCCCGGGGGUGCCAUGGGCGGGGAUAUGGCCAUGGUUCUGGCAGACCAGAACAUGCCUCUGACACGUUAUCGCUUUGAUGUCAAGAUCAACAAAGCUCUCGAGCUUUGUGGAGAGCUCAGGUCCCUUGCCGAUCGAUUCUUGGCUGCCAUUGAGAAGAAGGAAGUAGAGGAACUGAACGCUCUUCGAGCUCGGAACUCAACACUGAUCCAAGGUCUAAUGCUUGAGAUCAAGCAAACACAGCUACGUGAGGCUCAGCAAGCCUUAGAGUCGCUAUGUCUAUCUCGAGAAUCUCAAGUCUCGCAGCUGUCAUACUUUCUGGAGACUAUUGGAGAGUCAAGUUCAUUGGUUCCUAAUUCAAGCCAAGACUGGGUUGAUCUUGUGCAGGACAUAGGCCCCAUCACUCAAGAUGACAUGAGAAUGACGGCGUAUGAAAAGGCUGAGAUGGAUCUUGCAAGUACGGCUGCUGGCCUUAACAUAAUUGCAGCCAGCAUCGACCAAGCCGCUCAGGUCUAUGCUAUCCUCCCAACUAUGUCUGCCAACAUACAGCCUUUCGGUGUUGGAUGCAGUAUCUCAGCUGGUGGCUCGUCAAUCGCCAGUGCUAUUCAGACUGGGGCUAUGGUGAUGAGGACUAAGGGAAUGAUCGCCGCUGAAGAGUCUAAUCAAGCUGGGAGAAAGGGCCGGAUGGCUAGGCAGCUACAAGACCGACGACUGCAGGCCAACGUGAAAGGCCGAGAGAUUAAAGCUACAGACAAACAGAUUGAGAUGCAGAAGACACGUAUACUUGCAGCCGAAAAAGAGAUAGAGUCUCAGAGAGUCUCAGUGGAAGAUGCAGCCCAGGCAGAAGCCUAUAAUCGCACUAAAUACACAAAUCAGCAGCUCUAUGCCUGGAUAGACAACAGCAGCCCAGCAGCCCAGCAGGCAGAGUCAUCAUCGUCCUUUGAAAAGGGUCGCAAGGUCUCCAUCCUCAAACCGUCAGGGUAUUGGAAUACGUCCCGAGAUGGCCUUCUUGCUGCUGAUAACCUUUAUUUGGACCUGAGAAGACUUGAGGCGCUUUACCUUAAGGGUCCAAGGUGGGACUACGAGAUUACAAAAACGGUUUCGUUGCGUCAAAUUAACCCUCUGGCACUAUUGAGGCUACGAGUCAACGGCUCUACCGACUUUUCUAUCUCGGAGCACCAGUAUGAUCUAGACUUUCCUGGGCACUACAUGCGUAGAAUACGAUCGGUAUCCGUCUCAAUACCAGCUGUUAUAAGCCCUCAUAGCAGCCUCAACGCCACUCUGUCUCUCAUAAAGAGUCAGUACCGCAUCAACUCAACAGCUGCAACGGCGAAGGAGUACCUUACCACCAACUCGGAAUGCCACAGAUCUGACAGAGUCCCCAUAUCUUCCAUUGCUAUCAGCUCGGGAGCCAAUGAUGCUGGAGCGUUUGAGCUUAACUUUUCUGGACCGAAGUAUCUUCCAUUUGAGGGCGCUGGAGCUAUAUCAUCUUGGCGCCUGACUUUGCCUUGCGAGAUUCCAAAAUUCGACUAUAGCACCAUCAGUGAUGUUCUACUUCACAUCCAAUACACCUCCCUAGAUAGUGGGGAGUGUCUCAAGGCGGCUGCUAAUGAGGCUGUACGUCUUGCAGCACGGUCAAUCGAGGCUGAGGGCAAGUCUGAGGGCUUCUAUGCUAUGUUGGAUCUAAAGCACGACUUCCCUAACAGCUGGCAUGCUUUUAAAACCAGCCUCAUCUCCUCAUACAAAGCUACCAAGACGGCCAAAGGUAGCAUGGAGCUUGGUGACAUUCGAGACCGACUGCCUUUCUGGUCCAGACGCCAGAACAAGCUCGUGGUCCAGAGUAUCGCUCUUGUUUCAAAAAGCGCCAAACUGAUUCGGGGUACUACUAUUCCGUUGGCUACUGGUGAUGACCCUGUAAUCGAUAACGGUCACUUGGGGACCGGACGCUCUUCUAUGGCUAUCAAGACGUUUUUAGAUGUGUCACAGGAUAACCUCGAUGGAUGGGUUAUUGAAACAGCUGGCAGAGUUAUUGAGGAGAAGGAUCAGAUAGUAGAGAAUAUGUAUAUGCUUGUGAAAUAUUUCUUUAGUUAA
Molecule: messenger RNA, 8088 nt
Organism: Fusarium subglutinans
Lineage: Eukaryota; Fungi; Ascomycota; Sordariomycetes; Hypocreales; Nectriaceae
Product: toxin subunit
Exons: 9
Coding region: 1-8088 (2695 amino acids)
Source: RefSeq, a predicted model, not a curated record